Nelumbo nucifera (sacred lotus) is the source of this 788-nucleotide messenger RNA. RefSeq names its product nudix hydrolase 1 (gene NUDX1). Gene Ontology annotation, cellular component: cytosol. Lineage: Eukaryota; Viridiplantae; Streptophyta; Magnoliopsida; Proteales; Nelumbonaceae. Gene Ontology annotation, molecular function: 8-oxo-7,8-dihydrodeoxyguanosine triphosphate pyrophosphatase activity. The record is from RefSeq and is a predicted model, not a curated record. Gene Ontology annotation, biological process: dGTP catabolic process.
AGGCGUAGGAGGGCUUUAAAGGAAAUGUUCAUUUUUCAGUAGAGGGAAAGAAGGCCGGGGCUGCCGGGCUGGGAUUCACGAACUCAAGGGUGGAGGACGGUGAAGCGGCAGUCGGCUCCAUCCAUCUAUGGCAGGCAGUAGUGCACCAGUGCCCAGAGUAGCGGUGGUAGUGUUCGUGAUAAAUGGGAAAACUGUGCUCUUGGGUAGGCGGCGCUCCUCCAUCGGCGACUCCACUUUCGCGCUCCCUGGUGGCCAUCUCGAGUUCGGUGAGAGUUUCGAGGACUGUGCAGCAAGGGAGGUGAAGGAAGAAACUGGUCUAGACAUCAAGAAGAUGGAGUACCUAACAGUAACCAACAACCUCUUCUUGGAAGAAGCAAAGCCCUCUCAUUAUGUUACCAUAUUCAUUCGUGCAGUCUUGAAAGAUCCCAGCCAAGUUCCUCAAAACCUCGAGCCCAACAAAUGUGAUGGAUGGGACUGGUUCGAUUGGAAUAACCUCCCCCAACCACUCUUUCGACCUCUCAAGGCUAUGGCUGAAAGCGGUUUCAAUCCGUUCCCCUCCCGCUAAACAAUUUGAUCUUCUAGUUAGUUGCAGCCCCCUAUUUGAGAUGAAAUAUAGGCUAUAUAGUCAAGUUUAACAUAAUAGUACCAAAUUCAGAAUGUGCGAAUGUAACGUAAUACUUUAUUCUGCCGCUUAAUUGUGACUUCAAUCAACUGGGUUGUGUAUGAAUCCAUUUUGCAAUAUCACUUCCCUUUUACAGAAUCUAAUGGUGGUCAUCUAAUUGGGUUCU